AUGGCGUUCUGCAGGAAGCUCCCCACUUUGCUCCUCCUUCUCUUCACAUUCUCAACUUGUUCUAACUGCAUCACAUUCACCAUCACCAACAACUGCAGCACUACCAUAUGGCCGGCCACGCUGUCGGGUUCAGGGUCGGCGGAGCUGUCGCCAACGGGGUUCCUGCUGGAGUCGGGGCGAAGUGUGAAACUGACGAGCGGGCCGAAAUGGUCGGGGAGGAUAUGGGGAAGGACUGGGUGCAAGUUUGAUGGGAAGGGAAACGGAAAGUGUGAAACAGGUGAUUGCGGGGGGAAGCUGGAGUGUGAAGGGAGCGGAGCAGCUCCUCCGGCGUCGUUGUUUGAGAUAACACUCGGUGGCGGCACUGACCAAGACUUCUAUGAUGUCAGCCUCGUCGAUGGCUACAAUCUUCCAAUGCUUGCUGUCCCAGCAGGCGUCUAUGGUGCCUCCGCCUGUAAUUCCACUGGUUGUAUUUCUAAUAUCAACACAGGUUGCCCUAAAGAACUCCAAGUGACGAGUGGGAACGGGAAGCAAGGAAGCGGGGGCGUGGUAGGGUGCAGGAGCGCUUGCGAGGCAUUUGGAUCGGACCAGUACUGUUGCAGCGGACAAUAUGCCAACCCAACCACAUGCCAUCCCUCCCAUUACUCAACCAUCUUCAAGAAGGCCUGUCCCAGAGCUUACAGCUACGCUUACGACGACACCACCAGCACUUUCACCUGCAGAGCUUACGGAUAUGACAUCAUUUUCUGCCCCUCCUCCGCCUUCAGGAUUAGAAAGCCAACUAAUAAACGCAAUGGAACGGCUCAGCAGGCUGGUUCCUCAAGUGCUCUCUUCCCCUAUUCAUGCCCAUUCUCCCUGUGUGUUGCCGCUCUUACUUUCUGGACUUCUAUAGCAACAUGGCCUUCACUAUGAAUGAAACCAUAUAAUGCUCUCUCGGAUGGGGAUGGUGAUGAGUUGAGUAUGAUUCUUGGAGAACUAUGCGUGCAUUCCGAAUCAUAAAUUACUCUUCCGUUGCUUCAGCGGACUGCCAGAUGCUUAAGAGCACAUAGCCGCAACACCAGUCUAUACACUCAUCUCGAGCGAAGUAGUAAUGUAGAAAGAAAUACACUAAAACUUGUCAUUUCUAACGUGACCGGAAUGUAAGGAUUAUUCUCCCACACAUUCUCUCUUCCACAACCUGUUCUGCAUAAAUUUAAUGAACAAUAGCCGCCUAAUUUGAAUCAAAGAUGAUAAUAUUUAUUUUUCAAAGAUAACAAUAUUUAUUGAAAACCAAACAAACAAUGUUAUUCUGGAAUAUAGACUCAAACAGAAAUAUCUUAAGAAUGGCCUGCUUAGAACGCUAAUGGCAGAUCUUCUAUAUUU
Messenger RNA from Neltuma alba, 1359 nucleotides. RefSeq names its product thaumatin-like protein 1. The transcript is spliced from 3 exons. The record is from RefSeq and is a predicted model, not a curated record. NCBI's taxonomy places the organism in Eukaryota, Viridiplantae, Streptophyta, Magnoliopsida, Fabales, Fabaceae. Bases 1 to 909 code for a protein of 302 amino acids.